AACGGAGAGAGGCGUUCAGACUUUUAUCCCGUGUCCUUGAAAGAUAACGGUUUGCUGCCUACGCUACAGGCUCCAAUACCAACUGUGUCAGUGAGUAACUUUGACUGAAACUUUUGGUUUCCAAACCAAGAGAUAAGCAUAGCUAAAGGAUGGCUUAACUUUUGAAUGUUUGCCAUGUAGACCCGUUUAAAAACAAUGAACUCUCCCCGUGACAAGGAUCUGGGACCCUUAUCUCGGAAACACCGUCUCAUGGCUGCUGCUCUGCCCUGUGAGGACAGCCCAUUAGCCGGCAGCCCCUCCAGGUCUGAUCGCAACGGGCUGGGGGCACUGGUCCAUUGUUUUAUAUGCGGCAGUGGAGUGACACCCGGGAAGGAAUUACUUUUACAAGUCACCUAUCACAAGGAAAGGAGUCCCUUUUUUCCAUUUCUACAAAAUCAAGAACCCGCGCCGGGUGCGCGUGAGGUGAGCCCGGACGGACACGCGCUGGUGUGCGCGGUGUGCCACUGUUUCCUCACAGAGCAGUGGAACUCCUUCGAAAGGAGCAGGACACCCAUUGAGAAGCGCAUGUACUGGUUAAAACGGCCGUAUCAGUGUGACUCCCGCAGGGUGCCACAGGAGUGGAACAUGUCCUACGAUGUGGAGAGAAGAAUCAGCGUGGGCAGCCAGAACUACGAAGGGGGCGCGGAGUCCGACUUCUCAUCAUUUUCUGAAUCAGACCCGGAGAUGGAUUUAGUCGAAAAAGCUGGCAGAGACAAGAAUUACAGAGUGGCUGGCAAAUUUGUACGAGAAAACAACAGGAAAAAUAAUAUAAUCAGUGUUAAAAAGAGUCCUGAUUCACAGCGGUGCCCCAUUGGAGUUUACGGAGCAUCUCCAAAAGUGGAGAGCGCGCUGGCUGGGAGAAGAGCUGCAAAGAAUAUGAAUAAUGCCUGCCAAUCAGAGCUAUCUUCUGUUAAGUCCCAGCUGAGAUUCCCGCAGGAGCAAUGCCGUUUUGACAGCCGCAUCCCUGACGCACCUGCGCUAGACAGCCGGGUCAUAAUACGCAGCAGGCGAUGGCUGGAGGAGGGUCAUGUCAAACACGCCGAGCCUCGUCAAAUUCAAAGCAACUGUCCUUCAUCCAGGCAUGCGUCCCAGCUGUUCCGGGGAGAAGACAAAGAUUAUCCCGGAGCUGUCACUGGUGCCAAAAGGAAAAACACGCUUGGGAGCUCUGAUGAGGAUGAGAUAAACAUUACAAGCGAUGAUGAACGGAUGUUUGAACGCACAACUCCAAGUAGACAUCAAAAGCCACCUGACAGGACUGUCUCACCAAAGCAGUCCACUCAGGGUGCAGAUGAGUAUGCAUGUUAUAUAUGUGGGGAAGAGCUCAGACAUGACAGUCAUUUUAUAGUGAGUGUUCAGAAACAGGAGAGAGCCCAGAGUGAGCCCUUCUUCCCCUUUCUGUGGCUACACUCUCCUCCUCAGGGCGCUGUGCCCAUCAGUGCAGCAGGUACUACUCUGGUGUGUGGGCGCUGCCACUCCUCCCUCAUGCAGCAGUGGCAGAGCUUCCAGCUGGCUGAUGUGCCCGUGCUGCAGCGACUUUAUGUAGUUCCUCUUAACCCAUCUGGUGCCUCAUCCCACCCUCCACUACAAACCUCCUGUGACCCAGUGGAACACCCGAGUGAGCAUGAGGUGUGCUUCCUCUGUGGUCAGGGAUGCGCUCAUGACAUGAGAGUGGCAUACACUCAGGCUGGAGUCAGUAAAUCCCGGGGUGCAAUGUAUUUUCCAUUCAUCAACCUUUUUCCCUGUCCUCCUAACGCUCAAGGUGUGAGGAGUGGGCGCGUGCACUGUUGCUCUGUUUGCCAUCGCAUCCUAGAGGACAUUUGGAAUGCUUACCGACUGACCAUGAAUGAAGAUCUUAUCACAUCUGUCACCUCCUUUUUGACUAGGUAUCAUUCUACUGUGGCAAUAGAGAGGCCUGCAUCCUCCCAACCUCACUUGAAAAGUGCUAACUCUCAUAUAACCAGCUCAUUUUCAGUCUGUUACAUCUGUGGUGCUGACCUGUCUGCAGGACAGGAACAUCAGCUACAUGUCAAUCCACCUGGACGCUGUGGAGAAAGAGAGCCAUUCUUCCCUUUCUUAACUGUGCACCCCCCGGCCCCCCGAGCCAAACCCAUAGACUCCACAGGCCUGGUGGCAGCCUGUACUCUCUGCUAUCAUGACCUGCAUGCACAGUGGGGCAAAUAUGAGAACAAAGGGUCACAUACUGUAUCUAACAUAUGCAGUGGCACUACCCCCCAGUUGCCCAGCUCCCCGUGGGCUCGUCAGUAUAGCUGUGAGGCCUUUGUGUGCUUCUUUUGCAGGCAGGAGCAGAGUAGGCAGGGCCGGUUGUGUGCUGUGACCAUGGCCCGGCUGCCCGUGUUUCUGUACGCGCCUCGGAGUGCUCACAUGCUGCUGGUGGAUGAUGGGAGGAGGCUUGUCAUUGGGGCAUGUGUGGAGUGUAAAGCCAUGGUGCAGGUGGGACAGAGCGGCCAGCAGGAGGAAGAGAGACAAAGAGCUACAGGUGCUGAGAAGAACGAGACACAAGUGCAGCCAGUACCUCCUCAGCCAAGGCAAAAGGUCAUCACAGAAACUCCAUCUGGUCCCAGCAAAGACUCUGAUCCUGAGUCAGGUCCAUCUCAUCCUGCUGCAGACCUCACCCCCUCCAGGUCCAAACUCCUGACCUCAGAGACAGAGACAACUGAACGACCGCCGUCCAGUGAGUAA
Periophthalmus magnuspinnatus is the source of this 2739-nucleotide messenger RNA. RefSeq lists its product as uncharacterized. NCBI's taxonomy places the organism in Eukaryota, Metazoa, Chordata, Actinopteri, Gobiiformes, Gobiidae. The record is from RefSeq and is a predicted model, not a curated record. The coding region runs from base 196 to 2739 and encodes 847 amino acids. The transcript has 2 exons.